AAGGAAAAUAUCUGUGUUCUUUUUUGUAUCUUAAUUAAUCUGAACCGUCUUUCUUAUUAACCCACGUCAAAAUCAAAUGUGAACCAAAGUGAGACCAGCAAACCAAAUCUCGUCGCUGUUUCAUCUCUUUUGUAUGAAUUUAAUAACGAACGAUGUCGGAAACAAAAGGUUCGAAGACAAUGGGAGAAUUGGGGAAGGCGAUAGGAUUGCUGAUAAGCGGGACGCUUGUGUACCACCACUGCGCUAAUCGAAACGCGACUCUUCUCUCCCUCUUCUCCGAUGUGCUCAUCGUUCUCUUGUCCUCCCUCGCCAUCCUCGGUCUUCUCUUUCGUCAACUCAAUGUCUCGGUACCUGUGGAUCCAUUAGAGUGGCAAAUAUCACAAGAUACAGCCAGCAAAAUCGUUGCACGCUUAGCUAAUACUGUUGGAGCAGCUGAAUCCGUUUUGCGUGUUGCAGCUACGGGCCACGACAAGAGGCUAUUUCUUAAGGUUGUGAUCUCUCUUUACUUCUUGGCAGCUCUGGGACGAAUCAUAUCGGGUAUGACCAUUGCUUAUGCAGGACUAUGUUUGUUCUGUCUCUACAUGGCUCGUCUGAACUCUCAAUCUACCGGAAACUCUGUACUGAGACGAACUAACCGAGAGACUUCAGAAUGAGAAGAAGCAGUGCUUCAGAGUUUUGAAGAUUUGACUCUCACAAUCACAAUCUGUCUAAAAUUGUUUUCUUCUUAAAUCUUCUUCCCAGCCUAAUUAACAUGUUCAUAUAGCUUUGGAUAGUUACAUUUAUUAUAACCUUUGUAGUUUCUAAAUUUUUUUAAAAAAAAUUUGGUAAUGUGGC
Molecule: messenger RNA, 834 nt
Organism: Raphanus sativus (radish)
Lineage: Eukaryota; Viridiplantae; Streptophyta; Magnoliopsida; Brassicales; Brassicaceae
Product: reticulon-like protein B23
Exons: 4
Coding region: 153-653 (166 amino acids)
Source: RefSeq, a predicted model, not a curated record